Acanthosepion pharaonis is the source of this 840-nucleotide messenger RNA. Lineage: Eukaryota; Metazoa; Mollusca; Cephalopoda; Sepiida; Sepiidae. The record is from the annotation of a GenBank genome assembly.
AUGAUUCUUUUUUUUUUCUUUCUGCUUCUUCUAUAUUUUUUGCUUCGUUUUUUCUUUCUUUCUUUCUUUCUUUCUUUUUCUUUCGAUUUUUUUGUUUUAGUUUGUUUUUUUUUCUAUUUUUUCUUUAUGGUAUUUUGCCAUUUUCUUUUAUUUCCUUUUCUUUCUCGCAUUUUCGUUGUUUUUUCUUUCUUUCGUUUUCCGUUCUUUCUUUGGUUCUCACUUUGUUACUUUGGAUUUUUUUUUCUUUUCUCUUCUUUUCUUUGUUUCUUCACUUUUAGCUUUCUAUUUUGUUUUUUUUUCUUUAUUGCUUCUUUCUUUGCUUUUUUUUACUUUUGUAAUUUUGUUUAUAUUUCUUUUUAUAUUUACGUAUUACUUUAUUCGUGGUUUUUUAAUCCCUUUUCUUAUAUUGCUUCUUUCUUUCUAUCUUUCUUUUUUCUUUCUUUUAAUUAUCUUUUUAAUUUCUUUGAUAUUUACAUUAUCCGUCUUUCUUACUUACCAUACCAAUCCAGAACACAUCGGAAGCUGUAUGUAAAACACAUUCUUUUUCUUUCUUUCUUUCUUUCUUUUUUUCUUUCUUUCUUUCUUGUUUAUUUAUUAUUCCGUUCGUUUUCGUCUUUCUUUCUUUCUUUCUUUCUUUCUUUCUUUCUUUCUUUCUUUCUUUCUUUCUUGUUUAUCUUUUAUUCUGUUCGUUUUCCUCUUUCUUUCUUUCUUUCUUUCUUUCUUUGCUUUGUUUUUCUUUUUUUUCUUAUUUAUUUAUUUUUUGUUAGUUCGUUCGUUUCUUUCUUUCUUUCUUUCUUUCUUUCUUUCUUUCUUUCUUUCUUUCUUUCUCACUGUAUGUAG